AUGAAGGGAGCUCUUAACAUUGCCAUUGCAGCAUCUCUGGCUGCCGGUGUUACCGCCCAGCCUCACGCGCACCAUCACCGACACCAGCACGCCAAGAAGCACGACCAGGCCCCUCAUGUGGUCCAGCUUAAGCAGCGCGGACCCUCCCCCGUCCUGAACGAGCGGGAUGUGGUCGUGGUCUACGAGACCCCCCUCGAGACGGCUUACGUGCUGGGCGGCGAGUCAAUCACUCCCGAGGAGGCGGAGGAUUGUCUGAGGGACAAGCUGUGCGAAAUCGUUGGAGAGUCGGAGCCCACCUUUGUCACCCCAACGCCGACGCCGACACCGACCCCGAGCCAGCCGUCCACCUCGGCUGCCAAGUCAACUUCCGCGGCCGCUGGCGAAUUCUUCGAGGCCAAGGUCAACAAGGUCGCCACUCCCUCGAGCAGCUCCGCCGAGCCCGCCUCGUCUUCGCCUGCUCCCAAGGCCACUUCGAGCUCGUCCUCCUCGGGCGCAUCCGGCAUCGACGCGGACUUCCCCGACGGAGAGAUCGACUGCAGCACGCUGCCCACCGAGUACGGCGCCGUUGCUGUCACCCAGGUUAAUCACUCUGGAUGGGGUGGUCUUCUGAACGUUGGCACUGGUGCCUUCACCGUGGGCUCCACCAAGGCCAUCUCCAGCUACUCGGCCCCUGACGGUGGUCUGGAGCCCGGCAUGUUCGGCACCUACCAGUGCCCUGAGGGCUACGACAUGGCUCAGUGGCCUGAGGGCGCCCAGGGCGCCACCGGCCAGUCCAUUGGUGGCCUCUGGUGCGGCCUCGACAACAAGCUCUACCUCACCCGCCCUGACAGCACCAAGAAGCUCUGCCAGAAAGGUGCAGGCAACGUCAAGGUCGUCAACAAGCUGAGCGACAAGGUGUCCCUGUGCAAGACCUCUUACCCCGGUAAGGAGGAUAUGAUCCUGUCAAACGUUGUCGAGGGUGGUGCCACCUACAACCUCUACAACCCCUACCAGAACCAGUCGUACGUGUGGGGUGGAGCUUCUACCUCUGCUCAGUACUACGUCAACCUGAAGGGCCUCGACAAGGACAUUGCUUGCCAGUGGACCAGCCCCAAACCUUACUCCAACAAUGCUGGCAACUGGGCCGGUGUCAACCUGGGCACCAGCGUGAACGACGAUGGCACGACCUUCCUGUCCAUCUUCCACAACACGCCCACCAGCAACACUCCCCUGGACUUCAACAUCGAGCUGAGCGGCGACGUCAGCCAGAAGUGCACGUACUCGUACUCGUCCAACUCCUUCAGCCCUAGCAACGGCAACGGCUGCACGGUCGCUGCGCAAGCCGGUGGCACCAUCUUCGUGACUCUUUCCAACUAA
This is a messenger RNA of Diaporthe citri, 1356 nucleotides long. RefSeq lists its product as uncharacterized. Gene Ontology annotation, biological process: fungal-type cell wall organization. The record is from RefSeq and is a predicted model, not a curated record. The coding region runs from base 1 to 1356 and encodes 451 amino acids. The transcript is spliced from 2 exons. Gene Ontology annotation, cellular component: cell surface; fungal-type cell wall. Lineage: Eukaryota; Fungi; Ascomycota; Sordariomycetes; Diaporthales; Diaporthaceae.